AGUGAAAAUCUGCCACUGGAGCCCAGCCUCCGGUGGCCCAGCAUGGAGACAGCCACAGCGCCGGAGGUGGCCUCAGAACCCACGCUGAAGGUGAAAGAAGCCAGCCCAGCGGAUGCUGAAGAACCCCAGACUUCACCUCAACUGGGGGCCAGCAGCCCCUUUCCCCAGCUCCUGGCCCCUCUAGAAGAACAACCUAAGAUCUGGCUACCUCGGGCCCUGAGGCAAACCUACAUCCGGAAGGUUGGAGACACUGUGAACCUACGAAUUCCAUUCCAGGGCAAACCCAAACCUCGAGCCACCUGGACACAUAAUAGCCGUGCCUUGGAUGCCAGUCGUGUGAGCGUGCAGAAUGGGGAGCAGGACUCCAUCCUCUUCAUCCGAGAAGCCCAACGUGCUGACUCAGGUCGCUACCAGUUCAGUGUGCAGCUGGGCAGGCUGGAGGCCACUGCCACCAUUGACAUCUUGGUAAUUGAGAGGCCAGGCCCUCCUCAGAGUAUCAAGUUGGUGGACGUUUGGGGCUCCAGUGCUACCCUGGAGUGGACACCUCCCCAAGACACAGGCAAUGCGGCACUUCUGGGAUACACGGUGCAGAAGGCUGACACAAAAUCUUGGUUGUGGUUCACAGUGCUAGAGCAUUAUCACCGCACCAACUGCACAAUAUCCAACCUCAUCAUUGGCAACUCCUACGCAUUUCGAGUCUUUGCUGAGAACCAGUGUGGGCUAAGUGACACAGCCCCCAUCACUGCUGACCUUGCCCACAUCCAGAAAGCAGUUACAGUUUACAAGACCAAGGGGUUUGCCCAGCGAGAUUUCUCUGAAGCUCCAAAGUUCACCCAGCCUCUGGCAGACUGCACUACAGUCACUGGCUAUGAUGCCCAGCUCUUCUGCAGCGUCCGUGCCUCUCCCAAGCCAAAGAUUAUCUGGCUGAAGAACAACAUGGAUAUCCAAGACAACCCCAAGUACAGAGCCCUCACUCAUAUGGGAAUCUGCUCACUAGAAAUCCGCAAGCCUGGUCCCUUUGAUGGGGGCAUCUACACCUGCAAGGCGGUUAACCCCCUGGGGGAGGCAUCUGUGGACUGUCGGGUGGACGUGAUAGGUAAGGGCAGAACUCCUGUCUUAGGGUGCAGUCCUCUCCUUUCUCCACAGGUGAAAAGUUGGGGAAAAGACACAAGCCUAGGUGGAGAAGGGCUUAAUUUGCUUCCCUCUUCGGGCCCUUUCAUCACUGUCAACAUCGGAAUGUAUUUGAGGAGCCAUUUUUAUUAUCAACUAUCUCAUUUCUCUCUGUCAUAAUUCUACAAUAUAAGAAGAGUUGCUACUUCCAUUUUGCAAAUGAGAAAGUUGAUGUAUAGUGAGGUUACUGGAUUACUCGAGAUUUCCAGUGUUGGUUAACUGAGGAGUUGGCACUAUGGUGGAAAGAGCCCAAGUUUCCUGGUCCUCGUUUUGUUUUUUGUUUUUUAAACAAUACAAUCUUCUGAUUCAGUCCAGGAAGGCUGCAGCUGUUUAUUGGGCUUUUAAACAAACCAGAGGACU
Molecule: messenger RNA, 1530 nt
Organism: Miniopterus natalensis
Lineage: Eukaryota; Metazoa; Chordata; Mammalia; Chiroptera; Miniopteridae
Gene: MYBPHL
Product: myosin binding protein H like
Molecular function (GO): protein binding
Source: RefSeq, a predicted model, not a curated record